Messenger RNA from Suillus paluster, 3822 nucleotides. RefSeq names its product CNH domain-containing protein. The transcript has 13 exons. NCBI's taxonomy places the organism in Eukaryota, Fungi, Basidiomycota, Agaricomycetes, Boletales, Suillaceae. Bases 1 to 3822 code for a protein of 1273 amino acids. The record is from RefSeq and is a predicted model, not a curated record. Gene Ontology annotation, biological process: intracellular signal transduction. Gene Ontology annotation, molecular function: guanyl-nucleotide exchange factor activity.
AUGGACAGGCCAGCUGGGCCACGCCAGCCAGACAAGCGUAAUGAAGCAUACGAGUCUAUCUUCGGUCGACCAUCAGCUUCUCACCACCAGGCAGGACAACAUCCUGGUCAGCCUGGACCGGUUGUGCAACAGCCGCAUUAUGCACAGUCAGUACAUAACAUACCUGUGCAUGGCGGCCAAUACCACCACAACCACCACCAACCAUACCUCCAGCAUGACAGGAGGACAUCUAAUUCCUUCGCCCAGCCCCAAAAUUACUAUCCAAAUCACUUGCCACAUCAUCCUCAGCAGCACCUGCAGUCGCCAUACAGGCAGUCAUAUCCACAUACAGCUGCAUCCCAGCAAUAUCUACCUGGACAUCACCAUGCACAGUACACCCGUCCACACACCUUGGCACCUCCAGUAAUCCAUGGACGGGCUAGAUCUGUAGUCAGUUCACCCCAUGCUGCUGGUAUAAUCUCACCACUACCAGACGAUCCACCCGAUGAGUCCCUCGAGGCUCUCACGAGAACAGGCCUCACCCCUGCACAGGCUUAUCAGGCUCAAGUGUACCGUAAUAGCCCUGCCAAUCAACAGCAGCUCAACGAGCACGCCAAUUCCAUAAGAGAACCCUCUUUGAACGGCAACCAUCAUCUUCUCUCUGACGACGUGCCCCGUCUGGGCGUCAAUCUCGACCUCGCGGACACUAGCUUCAACAUCGAUUUUAGUAUCGACGCUUCGUCCACCCUUGUCGACCAUGCUGCUGCCUCCACCAACCGUCGAUCCUCGGAUUCUGUUCGUACGAUGCCUGGUCCUGCCUUUCGUCGUGACCGUGCUCCACAGGACCGAUCCAUGUCCAUGUCUGCCGCUUCGGGCAGUAUCCGCACUAUGAUCGAUCGCGGCUCGCGCGCCCCGAUCCCUUUUAUAGGUGAGGGUCGCAAUAGCCCGACCACCUCCGCCCGAACACCCCGCCGAGCACCCAUCGUAUACCCCGCUCUCCUCUCUCGUGUCGCGGAAGCAUUCCGUGAACGCAUCAGCCUCCAGGAUCGUCUCAAGGAUGGUCUCACGUAUAAGGAUGCCUUUGAUGGUCGUGAGGCGGUUGACAAGAUUGCAUAUAUCAUCAAGACUACCGACCGCAAUCUCGCGCUACUUCUUGGUCGUGCCCUCGACGCACAAAAGUUCUUCCACGAUGUCACCUACGACCAUCGACUCAGGGAUAGCGCUGCCGAGCUGUACCAGUUCCGCACGAAAUUGAGUCCGUUCGGAUCAGAGAGUGUCGAUGAAAUGCCUCUUCCCUCGGGCGUUUUCACGCUUCUUACGGACUGCUACUCGCCGACGUGUACGCGUGAUCAGCUGUGCUAUAGUAUUGCAUGUCCCAGGAGGCUUGAGCAGCAAUCACGGCUGAACAUGAAGCCACAGCCUGGGCUCAAGAAGCAGAUAUCGAGGGAGAGUUUGGGUGACUUUGUGGAACCUGGUACGUUAUGGAUCCACUCCGUUCCGCAAGAGGUCGUCAACAGCGUCUCCGACGUCGAGAAAAGGCGCCAGGAAGCAAUUAAUGAAGUCAUAUACACGGAACGUGACUUUGUCCGUGACAUGGAAUACCUUCGUGAUGUUUGGAUAAAUGGCCUGAAAGACAGCGACAUCAUCCCCGCUGAACGUCGCGCGGACUUCAUCACACAGGUCUUCUGGAACAUCCACGAAAUCAUCGCAGUGAAUACCCGCCUUCGAGACGCACUCAAUAAGCGACAAAAGUCAUAUGCUGUCGUGGAGCGCAUCGGGGACAUCCUUCUCGAUGCCGUGCCGCAUUUCGGGCCCUUCGUAAGCUACGGCGCACACCAGCUGUACGGCAAGUAUGAAUUCGAAAAGGAGAAGAGCUCCAAUACUGCGUUUGCACAGUUUGUGGAAACUACGGAAAGAUUACCAGAGUCACGCAAGCUUGAGCUCAAUGGGUACUUGACGAAGCCGACCACGCGAUUAGCUCGAUAUCCGCUGCUUCUGGAGGCGGUCUUGAAGCACACGCCUGAAGACAACCCAGAUAAACAAACUCUUAUGCAGGUGGUCACCAUGGUCCGCGAGUUCCUGGGGAAGGUGAACGUGGAGACGGGCAAGACAGAGAAUCGCUUCAACCUCCUGCAACUCGACCAGCAGCUUGUGUACAGGCCAGGGGAGCAAGUGGACUUGAAACUGCAGGACCCUGGUCGUGAACUUGUGUACAAGAGUGCGCUCAAUAAGAGAGGAGGCGGGCAAGGGGACAGCGGAGACCUGCUUGUAUACCUCUUUGACCACGCCCUCCUAAUGGUGAAGCAGAAGAGCAAACACGAACAAUUCAAAGUCUACCGACGACCGAUACCCCUUGAGCUCCUUUUCGUGCAUGUUACAGACGAAACUAACAAUCCCAAUCGUCCUGCAAACGCUCGUCAGGGGCACAAAACGCUCACGAAGAAAAACAGCUUCAACCGCGGCACACCGUACGCACCUGCGAUUCCAAUUAAGAUCGACGGCAAAGGCGGGUUCGCUAUCACAUUCAUACAUCUUGGGCGCAAAUACUACCAGAUGACGCUUUGGGCGAGCACGUUUGUAAGCCAUCGCAAGUGGGUCGAGACGAUCACGAAGCAGCAGGAGGUACUCCGUGAGCGGAGCACAGUGUUUGAGAUGGUCACUCUGUGUGAGGGCUUUUUCCUUGGUCAGAAUAGGGUGAAUUGCGCCGCGCCGUUUGCAUGCGGAAGGAGAAUUAUAUAUGGCACGGAUGACGGAAUCUAUCUGUCCGACUUGAAUCACCCAAACAGGGAACCAGUCAAAGUGCUGGCUUUGCUGGAUGUUUCACAAGUUGACGUCCUGGAAGAUUAUCAGCUACUCAUCGUCCUUUCAGAACGACAAGUCAUUACCUUCCCGCUGGACGCUCUCGACCCGAUGGACCCAAUGUCUGGCUUGAAGCGAGCAAAGCGAAUAUCGUCGCACACGACGUUCUUCAAGGCCGGCACCUGCCUGGGAAAGGUCCUCGUCUGUGUCGUGAAAUCGAGUCCGCUGUCAAGUACGAUUAAGACACUGGAGCCGAUUGAUCAGAACAUUCGUGGACGGAGUAAACCAACGUUCCGUAAGCUUUUACAGGGCGGGAAUGACACGCUGAAGCUGUUCCGAGAAUUCUACAUCCCCGUGGAGUCAAGUUCGAUACACUUCUUGAAAACGAAGCUCUGCGUAGGGUGCACGAAAGGGUUCGAGAUUGUCGACCUUGAGAGUCUCGACACGCAGGGACUUCUCGAUCCAGCCGACGCGUCUCUUGACUUUGUACGGAAAAGAGAAAAUCUUCGGCCGAUGGCUAUAUACCGGAUAGAAAAUGAGUUUCUUCUAUGUUAUGACGAAUUUGCGUUCUAUGUGAACAAAAACGGUUGGCGGUCACGGCAAGAUUUCAUGGUGCACUGGGAGGGGUCGCCUACUGGCUUUGCUCUUCGUUUCCCAUACGUCCUGGCGUUUGAACCUACAUUCGUGGAAAUACGUCACGUGGAAACGGGUCUCAUGUCGCAAGUCAUUCAAGGGAACAAUCUUCGUCUUUUAUUCGCCGAGAUGCCAGGAUCGGCGACACAUUCGGGCAAUGUGCAGCAAAACGCAUUCUUCGCGCAGCAGGGAUAUAGUCCAUAUCAGCAGCCGUCUCCACCGACUUAUGGGCAAUAUGGACAAGGCUAUGGCUCACCGUCCCAUUCCCCACAGUCACAGCAUGCACGCUAUGUACCAUCAGGACGUGACGAGAUCUUGAUGGUUUCUGAUGACCGGGUUUUAACAUUACGGAUGGCUGUGGGCACAUCACAUGUUGCGUGUGAUACGGUGUCGUUGGCGUCGUCGCGGUGA